CCCGCCCCCUCCCUCCCUCCCUCGGCGACGGCGUCACCCGCAGUUGGCACAAAAAAGAUGGUGGCUGCGAGUGGGGACUCCGCUGAGCUCGUCUCGGUGCGACACUGAGAAGAAGGAAAAUAAAACCUCGGGCGAGGUUUCACCUCGCCUUCUCCUCCUCCUCCACCACCACCAACCAACCAACCACCCUCCCUCCUCCAACCCCGUUCGCGCCGCGACUGAAUGAGCGAACUUAAAUGCCCGAUGCAGUAAAGAGGAGAGAAUCGCGCGUCGUUUACAGAGGCGGCUCGGAGGAUCGCAAAGUGUGUUUUUUCUCCGGGUUCUGCGGUUUAACCCCACGAAGCCAAACGCCGAUGGUGUGGGCUACGCAUCCCAAUUCAGCAGGACCCUCCUGAAAAAAAACAGCUUGAGCAAGGCUUUCUUUGGGGCAGCAUGGCGAGCUCGUCCGACAGUGAAGAGGAGCCCUACUACCCCGACUCUGAGGACAUGCAGGAUGUGAGCCUCCCACUCGGCGGCGUGGCCGAGUGGCCCGGCGCUACCGCGGCGAUGGAGGCAGGUGGGGAGGCCAUGGAUGUGGAGGAGUCGGCCGACAGGCCAGGCCUGGGGGUUUGUGGAGCGGUGCAGCAGCAGCACGAGCGAUCGGUUUGGGAGCUCCCGGAGGAGCUCCUGGAGUACAUCCUGGCAUUCCUGUCUCCCUACCAGCAGCACAAGACGGCCGCGCUUGUGUGCAAGCAGUGGCACCGCCUCAUUAAAGGUGUUGCACGGCAGUGCUACCACGGGUUUAUUCGAGCUGUGCAGGACGGACGCAUUCAGUGGGAGAGUCGUACAUACCCCUAUCCCGGCACACCCAUCACGCAGCGCUUCUCUCACAGUGCUUGCUACUACGACACAAACCACUCCAUGUACGUGUUUGGGGGCUGCACGCACAGCAGCUGUAACGCUGCCUUCAACGACCUGUGGCGGCUCGACCUCAACAGCAAGGAGUGGAUCCGACCGCUGGCCUCUGGCUCGUACCCAUCCCCCAAAGCGGGCGCCACAUUGGUGGUACACGGGGACCUGCUGGUUCUCUUUGGAGGAUGGACACGGCCCAGCCCUUACCCCCUGCACCAGCCUGAACGAUUCUUUGAUGAGAUCCACACCUACUCUCCCUCCAAGAACUGGUGGAAUUGUGUUGUGACUACACAGGGGCCACCGCCAAUGGCCGGGCACUCGGCCUCUGUUAUCGGCAAUAAGAUGAUUGUUUUUGGAGGCUCCUUGGGAUCCCGGCAAAUGAACAACGAAGUGUGGGUGCUGGACCUGGAGCAGUGGGCCUGGUCACGGCCUGCUGUCACCGGCACCAAACCUCAGCCUCGUGGAGGCCAGUCCCAGAUUGUGUUGGAUGAUCAGACAAUCCUGAUCCUAGGUGGCUGCGGAGGCCCCAAUGCUGUGUUCAAGGACGCAUGGCUGCUUCUGCUGGACGUGCAGCCUUGGCACUGGCAGCAGCUGGAGGUUGUCAACGAAGAGCACUGCGCUCCCGAGCUCUGGUGCCACCCUGCAUGCAAGGUGGGAGAUUGCGUGGUGGUGUUCAGCCAGGCACCGAGUGGGAAGGCGCCGCUCAGCCCCAGCCUGCACUCACGCCCAUCGCCCAUCAGCACCAGCCCGCCCGCCGUGCCGGCGCCCAUCCGACUGGGCGACCACAAAAGCCAGUCUCCCCGCCGCUCGCCACGCGAGCCCGAGGAGGAGGCGCAGUGUGUCAACGGGCGCUGGGGCACGCUGCGGCCCCGCGCACAGCGCAGCCAGCCCGGUGGAGACUCGGGUAGCUCGGCGGGUUCCAGCCCCGAGUGCGCCCCUUCGAUCGUAGAGGACCGGAGCCCCAGGAAUUCCUCCAGAGAGGAAGAAAACUACAUGUGCCCCCCAUCGGUGGGGUCCGACCUCUUGUCCAGCCUCACCCCACCUCGCACAGCGCAGCCCACGGACCCCGUGCCGGUGACCUCCUCCAUUGUGCGUGAUGACUUGCGAGCUCACCCUGAGCGGCCCACUGAUCACGUUCGGUCUAGCUCGGAGCCGGCCGCAUCGAGCGCCAGGAUGCCGCUUCCUGGUGCGGGGCGUCUCCUCUCGGGGCCCAGUAGGGAAGCAAUAGCGACUGAGGCCGGCGAUGGCUUGGCGGACAGGCCGCCCCUUUAUUCGGCAGAAACGAGCUACGCCUACAACUACGGCCCCGUAAAUGAACGGUCCGCAAAGUGUCCACCCGACGGCUCGUGUAACUUCUCGUCCAGUCCUCUGAGAAAGCACCAGAAGCCGCCCUGGCAGGACCGUCCCAAUAACGCUCCGGGGCACAGUUUGACCGAUGACGCGAGGAUUCAGAUUUGCGCGAGCCAUAGCGGUGCGACGGCACCAGGCGGCCUCGGAGAGAAUGGUGCGAGCAGCGUCAUCUCCGGGCUGCUGAGCCGCCCCGCCUCGUCCGGAUUCCACAAACACCGCAACCCAAACGCCGCUUCCAGGUGUAACGGGACUCAAGACACCGCCGCCGCCUGCGAAAGGUCAUCUUUCAACACAUCCGAACGAGACGCCUGGCACAGACAGCUUGACGGCGCGAGGUCCGGUCUGUCCUCUCCGCAAAUGAACGGCUUGCACAGGUAUAUGGCCGCAGCCUCCGAACGGCACAGCGUUCGCAUGUUAUCGGCAGAAGCAACAUCGGGGUUUGAUGUGCCUACCAAAGGCUGGAGAGAGUGCCCGGUCGGCAGCCAAUCUACCUCGUCGACACACAAAGUGGCCUCAACCCUCGAGAAUAAACACGCGGCCUCCAGCCCUACCCUCAACGCCGGGCCGAGAGCGGCUUUGCUUUCAUUUGAUAACGAAACAUCGGACAAUUCUCGGUCAGAGGAGGAUGUCAUGGUGACUGUGAGGCGAUCAGGACUGGGUGCUGCUGUAUUUGGUGCACAGAGACACGCAGCAGACGGGUCAGCGGCAGCAACGGCUAGAUUUGGAGGAAGUGCGUUUGCAUCCGCUAACAACAUGGGCCCAAAAAUGAUGUUUGGCAGAGGCAGGACUGAGUCCACUAACCACAUGUCCAAAAGGAAAAACUUUGCCUCGGACUCAUCCCUAAGAAUAUCGCCAUCCCGGAUGAGUUCUCUCGGUAGCGAGGGCAGAUUCAGGGAAGCACUGACUGCCCGGCAACAUGAUGACGCAAACUGCGGUAGCUACUCCGUCAGGGAUGGGCAGGACCACAGGCUAUCAUUUGUGUGCCGACCGGAAUCGCCGAGUUGCGAUUUGUCCAGCAUGGACAUGGUGGGCCGGAGCUCCACUACGCUGUCUGCCGAGACGAAGGGACUCUCCGCCGACGUUCUCUCAGCUGCUCUACGAUCCGUGGGAACCUCGGUAUCAGUCGCAGAUAAAUCCGGGUCUGUUGGUGAGUGUGCGGCUCAUAACGACAGGAUGGAAUCUGGUGUAAAUGUGAAUGGGUCUGCUUCGGCGGUGGCUGCUGCUGCUUCUGUUGCUGCUACCCACAGCCCCACCGAAGAUGAAAUGGCACCAGCCGCAAGCUCAACUGAUGCAGAAGCAGCAGCAGCAGAAGCAGAGUCCGCCACAGGACCCAUCCAAAGCAGCGCGCCGGGAGGAGCAGCAGCAGCAGCAGGAGGUGGUGGCGGCGGCGGCGGCGGAGGCGGAACAUCGCGCUCCUUCCAGAACCUGGCGCAGCGCCUGGGAGCGCCACGCCACCAUCCUCACUCGCUGAGCCUCGGCAAGCCGCUCUACCAGAGCCUCAACUGCAAGCCCAUGCGCAUGUACGUGCUGGAGGUGGGGCAGGCACGCUCGAGCAGGCGUGUGGCUUGGAAGGGCCUGUCGUGCCGCUCAGUGGUGGGGCCACCCGAGACCAGCCUGCACACGGUGGUGCGCGGCCGAGGGGAGCUCAUAAUCUUCGGCGGGCUGGUGGACCGCAAGCAGAACGUCAAAUACUAUCCCAAAACCAACGCCCUGUACUUCGUUAGGGCCAAGAGGUAACAGUGAGGUGGUGGUGGUACCCAGGCAACGGCGAUGUUCCCCCACCCCCCCACCCACCGUCCCUUUGCCGCCUUUUGUGUAUGCCGGUGGUCCGUGGAUUGGUGCUGCUUUUUUUUUGACGUCAUCUUUUUCAUGGAAGUGUUCUUUCCGCUGAACCUCGCCCAUGGAAUCUCGUUAUGAAUAGGAUUUUAGGAACUAAUGAAUUCGCAUUUUGUUACUUUUCGUUAUUCUGAAGUGCAGUUUUUUUCACGUGCGCCGUGACGUCCAUCGACCCGUGUACAACGUCGACGUUUACCUGUUCGUGUUCAUUUUUGGUUUUGGGUUUCUUUUUUUCUCCUGCUUUAAAAAUUGCUGCAUACGGAAUUACCGUUUUGCUUAAGGGGGGUUUAGCACUGGCUCGUUUUGAAGCCUGCACUGGAGGGGUUCGAUGUUUCCGGCGGUAGCAGAUUCUCUCUGUGUUGUUUCUCUGUGCCAUUGAUAUGCAAUAUUAAAAAAAACAUUUAUUGAACGGGACAACCUUACUUCAUAUUUAUGGUAAUCUUUAAUUUAAAAGAAAAACACUAGUUUUGCCUUCAUUUGUCGAGAGCAAAAUGCAAACGCACAAAGCCCCCCUGCACAGCUUGGAAACGGUGUUGAAGUAAUUAACGCAGUUGGUUGUUGAUAAAUGUGAGAGCAGUUGUUAAUUUUGCUUCAGAACCCUUUCAGAUUUUGUUUCUUUUUAUCCCAAUUUCACAUUUUUUGCCAUGACAGAAAUAUGAAAAUAGUGAUAAUUUAGUCAUUUUGCCAAUCCACUUCUGGAUUAAGGCCUCCGCAAUCCUUGUAUGUUUUGGAGGUUGUGCGAUAGUUCUUCACCACACUGGGCAGCGUGGGUUUAUGAAGCGAAGAGGGGCGGGGGGGAGGGUCAGGACCCACUCACUAUGGAUGUUAGCUGCGGCCAGGAAUCAAACUCAGGUCGCUGGGUUCAUAGUGUGGUGAGCAAACAACCGCGCCACUGCCCCCCUCCACAGAUAUAUCCUUUCACAGUUCUCGCAGCAUGGACUGCAUCGCACGCACCCUGUCAGGAAUCAAUCCCUGGAUAAAUGUCACUAAUAUUUUUGAAGUAACCUCACUGAUGCACAAUAUUCAACUUAAAUUGUGUACACUUAGACUGUAGAUUGUUGAAUACGUGAAACGCUAAAAAAAGUUUGUACAAGGAGCUGAAACAAGUCGCGUAAAGUGAAAAGCCAAAUUUAACGCGAUAAUUUUUCGCGCAAUAAUUUGCGACGAUGCCCGAAAGACUUCAACUCGACGACACUCGACCAAUGUGGUUUCAGUGUGGGGCGGAUUCCCAGAGUCACGGUGGUGGUGGGCUUUAGAUAUGACCAUUCGUACUACAGGCCAUCCACAUUGCUCGUGUUCAACCUCUUCAUCAGACAAUUUCGUGACGGCUGUACUUUAUAAGAUGGUGCUAAGUUGUGUGUUGGAUUGGCAGUGUCAGCAUGGAGGAGGGAGAGCCCCAUUCUGUCCUAGAGUAUAGUGAGAUCCGUUAACGAUAUUAGGUGGACUCUCUUGCCUUUGCCGACGCUGUGAUGAUGGUGGAAGUUUGAAACUUGUGAACGCUUUGAUCACACACGGUACAAGCUUGGACAUCGAGAUGCAACAAAAAGAGUCGAUGUUUAACUUAAAAUAAAAAAACACACAAUUCAGCCCCCC
Messenger RNA from Petromyzon marinus (sea lamprey), 5670 nucleotides. The record is from RefSeq and is a predicted model, not a curated record. Lineage: Eukaryota; Metazoa; Chordata; Hyperoartia; Petromyzontiformes; Petromyzontidae.